Eruca vesicaria subsp. sativa (arugula) is the source of this 2517-nucleotide messenger RNA. The record is from the annotation of a GenBank genome assembly. Lineage: Eukaryota; Viridiplantae; Streptophyta; Magnoliopsida; Brassicales; Brassicaceae.
AUGAAGUUCGGGAAGGAGUUCUCGUCUCAAAUGGUGCCAGAGUGGCAACAAGCUUACAUGAACUACGGUUCACUAAAAAAAUGUCUCAAAGAUAUUAUGGCAUUCAAACUCAGAACCAACCAUGCAACUCCACGUGGUGGCGCCAAGAACCACCACAACAGAGGAUUAAGCCGGAAAAUGACUUUGUACCGGUCGUUUAGCGGCUUAGUUUCAACUCCGGGAAGACAAAGACGCGGUAAUCCUCACGACGUAGAGGAAGGGAUACCAUUGACGGCUACGUCUGCUCCCAUUCUAGUGAACACCACCGUUGAUCACGGUUGUGUUACGACGUUUCUGAUGACGGCGGAGGAAGGAGGAGAGUACGAGUUGGUGUUUUUCAGGAGACUAGACGACGAGUUCAAUAAAGUGAACAAGUUUUACAAAGAGAAAGUUGAAGAAGUGAUGAAAGAAGCGGUGGUGCUUAAUAAACAGAUGGACGCUUUGAUAGCAUUUCGUGUCAAAGUUGAGAAUCCAGAAGGUUGGGGAUGGGAGGAACGUACGGUGGACAUCACUCGGUUGGCUUCAGAUAUAGCUUCUUCCGCGGCAGCUAUCUCGGCUUCUUCUCCCGCUGGAGCUAAAUCUAUACACGUUGGAAGUAAAGCUCAUCUGGAGGCAAUACAAGAAGGAGGCUCAAGCAGAGCUGGAAGAAUGGAAGAUGCUGUUCAAGAAGAAGAAGAAGAAGAAUCUAAUGGAGCCUCGGUGUCUACCAAAGCUAAGGACGUGAAUACGACCAAGUUGAGAACACUGAGACCUGCUCCGAUAGAUAUUCUUGAUCGAGUGUGGUUAAACGACACCAAAGAGACGCCUCGUUCUACCAUCAAAGGAUUUCUCCAGAUAACGAAACAGACCGAGUUAAAAUUCAGCAGAGAAAAUCUGAUGAUAGUCGAGGAGAAGCUGCGGCAAGCUUUAUUCGUGUUUUAUCAGAAGCUGAGACUUCUCAAGAGCUACAGUUUUUUGAAUGUAUUAGCGUUUUCCAAGAUAUUGAAGAAGUAUGAUAAGAUAAGUUCUAGGGAUGCAAUGAAGACUUACAUGAAAAUGGUAGAUACUUCACACAUUGGAAGCUCUGAUGAAAUUGUGCGACUCAUGGAGCGUGUUGAAGCUACAUUCAUAAAACAUUUCGCAAACGCUAAUCGAACAAAAGGAAUGAAUAUUUUAAGACCUAAAGCGAAAAGAGAGAGACACAGACUUACAUUCUCCACGGGUGAAGUCAUUAACUUGCAUCAAAUUUUUAUUUUGAAAGUUCAAACUUUGUGGGAUGCUUAUGAGAGGAUAUUGGUUUCAGGUUUCUUGGCUGGAUGCAUUUUCUCUCUUAUCGUAGCUCUUGGAGCGAUAAUCCGCACCCGCCACCUCUUGCAGGAAGAAGACCAAGAACAAUACAUGAAUACUAUGUUCCCUCUUUAUAGCCUGUUCGGGUUUAUAGUGUUGCACAUAAUAAUGUAUGCUGCUAAUAUAUACUACUGGAGGCGAUACAAAGUAAACUAUUCCUUUAUAUUUGGGUUCAAACAAGGAACUGAACUUGGAUACAGACAAGUUCUGCUUGUGGGAUUCAGUAUUGGAGUCUUAGCAUUGCUUUGUGUUCUUGCCAAUCUUGACAUGGAGGCAGAUCCCGAAACAAAAGAUUAUCAAGCAUUAACCGAACUUCUUCCUCUUUUCCUACUUAUUGCUAUGUUCGCGGUUCUAGUCAUGCCAUUCAAGUUCUUUUACGCCUCGACUCGCCUUUUCUUCCUCACUAGUUUGUUUCAUUGCCUCGCCGCUCCUCUUUACAAGGUAACAUUGCCAGAUUUCUUCUUGGGAGAUCAAUUAACUAGUCAGGUUCAAGCUCUUAGAAGCAUCGAGUUCUACAUCUGUUACUAUGGUUGGGGAGACUUCAAACACAGAAAGAACACUUGUAAUACUAGUAGCUACAAGGCUUUCAUCUUUGUUGUUGCUGUCAUCCCUUUUCUCUCUCGCUUCCUUCAGUGCCUGCGACGGCUAAUUGAGGAGAAAAAUCCGGAGCAAGGGUACAACGGACUCAAGUACUUCUUAACUAUAGUGGCGGUUUGUUUGAGAACUGCUUACAGUAUCCAGAAACAUCAAGUUGCUUGGAGGGUCUUAGCUGCUAUCUUCUCAGUUAUAGCUGCAAUAUUCUCUACUUACUGGGACUUUAUUCAUGAUUGGGGUCUUCUAAACCGGAGAUCCAAAAACCGCUGGCUUCGGGAUAAACUUCUCAUACCUCAAAAGAAAGUAUACUUUAUCGCAAUGAUUUUGAAUGUCUUGCUGAGAUUUGCGUGGAUCCAAACGGUUCUGGAUUUCAAAUUCUCCUUCAUGCAUAGGGAGACGAUGAUUACCGUUGUUGCUAGUCUUGAGAUCAUUCGUCGUGGUAUAUGGAACUUUUUUAGAUUAGAGAACGAGCAUUUGAACAAUGUUGGGAAAUACAGAGCAUUCAAGUCUGUUCCAUUACCAUUCAACUACGAUGAAGAUGAAGAGAAAGAUGAUUAG